CGCGCGAGGGCUUCUGGGAGUUGUAGUUUAACAUAUUCAAACAGCCAGGAAUUCUGGAGAGGAAAAAUUGGGUAAUAAAUUUUAUCAGAUUAUUUGUGUUGUCCUGAUAUGGAUCUUAUGAGAUUUUGUUUUCUCAUGCUCAGGACAGCAGUACCUCUGUGGUUCAAAACACCCAAAGCCGAGAUUCAGAGGUACUACAAAUCCCAUAAAGUGUUGCACGUCUAGGGCCCUUGGAGAACGAGGUCGGCCCCAGCGCAGGCGCGGUGGCGCGAGUUGGACCGUGAAAAAAGAAACAUGGCGGCCGUGGCGUUUACUUCGAAAUUGUACUCCCUGCUGUUCCGCAGGACCUCCACCUUCGCCCUCACCAUCGUCGUGGGCGUCUUGUUCUUCGAGCGCGCCUUCGAUCAAGGCGCGGACGCGAUCUACGACCACAUCAACGAGGGGAAACUGUGGAAACACAUCAAGCACAAGUAUGAGAACAAGUAGUUCCCUGGAGGCCCCCAUAGAGGCCAGAAGGACCAGGUCCACCCAGCAGCUGUUUGCCCAGAGCUGGAGGCUGAGCUUGAAGAUGAUGCUCAAGUUACUCUUCAUGGACCACCGUUCGCUGUUGGCAAGAAACGGCUUUACUUACAAAACAGACUCUUUACCUUCUGCUGUGUUUGAAGUAUGUUUAGUCAGCAUGCUCAGGAAAUAAAUCUGAAUUGCCCUUGA
Molecule: messenger RNA, 711 nt
Organism: Chlorocebus sabaeus (green monkey)
Lineage: Eukaryota; Metazoa; Chordata; Mammalia; Primates; Cercopithecidae
Gene: UQCR10
Product: ubiquinol-cytochrome c reductase, complex III subunit X
Biological process (GO): mitochondrial electron transport, ubiquinol to cytochrome c
Cellular component (GO): respiratory chain complex III
Source: RefSeq, a predicted model, not a curated record